Coregonus clupeaformis (lake whitefish) is the source of this 4700-nucleotide messenger RNA. Its product is annotated as claudin-20-like. The record is from RefSeq and is a predicted model, not a curated record. NCBI's taxonomy places the organism in Eukaryota, Metazoa, Chordata, Actinopteri, Salmoniformes, Salmonidae. Bases 1775 to 2500 code for a protein of 241 amino acids. Gene Ontology annotation, molecular function: structural molecule activity. Gene Ontology annotation, biological process: cell adhesion; bicellular tight junction assembly. The transcript is spliced from 3 exons. Gene Ontology annotation, cellular component: bicellular tight junction; plasma membrane.
GUACAUCUGAAAUAUCACAGCUCUGCCUUUGUCCCCCUCAACGACCCUGACCCAAUUAAUCUCAAUAAUAUGGAGUCAUGCACGUAUACAUAUUAACACUUAUACAUUUAAUGUCUAUGACCUUCUCAGAGUUUUGCAGGAACUCUAAUUACACGGGCUUUACCCUGUAGCUCUCCAACUCCCCUCAUCCCCUUGCCCAUUUCCACCUUCUACUCCUUUUCCCCGAGCCUUCUCUUCACCCAAUGGUGUUUAAGCAGUAAUUUGUCAUCUCCCUCUGAGCGUAACCAAGAUGAGAUGGCAGGCCCUCAGGGUGGCUAGCCGAUACCACCUGAGCAACCCGCAAUUCCCCUUACGUAACUGCUGCAGGUUCUGAGGGGGGAGGAAGGAACAAUGGAAUACUCAGCUGGGGAAUACAGAAAUGAAAAGAAAAUAAAAAAGCUAAGAUUCCUCCAAGGGGAAAGAGAUGCAUUAAUCAUAACAAUACCUUCAGAAGACAACAUUACAUCAGCAGCUGGGGAGGACAGGACAGGCACUCAGGAGGAGUAGGCACUAGGCAGUCAGCACCACUAAAUCUAAAGCUAUAGGCAGAUCUUGCUGGAGGGGGCCCUGCCUGUACUGCCUGCCAGGGCUUCCCACGCCGCAGAUCAGCCCUGGGCACACAGCACAGGCAAACCAAGAACAUCUCCAUCUCAUUCUCAGGUCCCCCGAGAUGUUUUCCCAAGGAACACUCUCCAACAUCACAGUGGAGAAUUCCACUAGGUCACGAGAAGAGAGAUGAGGACUGUGGGAAAAAUGUGCCUACUAAACAAACAAAACUGAGUCUUCACUGUUUUUACACUAAAUGUAAAAACACUCAAAAUGUCUGAUCACUUGGUACAUUUGGGAGUAAAUGUAGGCCUUGCAAGUUAAGCAUUUCACUGUACUUGUGCAUGUGACAAAUAAAACUUGACCUUCAACUAAUAUAGAAAACAUUAUACCAACCCUGGGUAAUUUCACAUUAUGUCUUUUUUCCCCCGUGAUGGUUUACAAAUGUUCUGCAUGUUAAAAAUGGGCAUGCCCAAACAUGGAACAAGAUUGUGUUGAUAACUACAUGGCACUUAUCAGAUGACACUUCUGACCAUAACUGAAUAACAAGGCUUCUACAAAAUGAUGAGCACAAAAGCAAUUACACCACGAAAUAAAGAAUAUGCAAAUUGAACAAUAAAAUCCCUCAUUUCAGGAAAGGACAAUCUCAACGUCCAGUCAUGCCUUGGAGCUAUACUGUGGAGGACUGAGCUAUGAGGUGAGAAAAUUAGGAACCAUGCUUAUAAUAGCCUGCCAUGUCUUCACACAUCACAGCAUCACACAUCACUCCCUGGGUACAUGUUAACUGCGGUUCCUCACCCCACUCUCUCCCCUCCCUGUUAUUUAUUUAUUUGAUUCCCCAUAGAACAACAUCAGAAUCAGCGUCGGUAAAACACACUCAAACACACUACUGUGUAGAAUUAAUGUGGAUAUUUCUCAUCCUGCCGCAGCAACCCACAAGGGCCUGGAGUAUGAAGUCUUAAGGUCAGCAGCAGCGCCAAGUCAGAAAUCACUGCGAACAACCUGACGCGUCAAAAGGAGCUCUGCACCAGCCGAGUCCAUUGGAGCCGGCACUGAGCUGAGGGGCUGAGGAUCGGCUGCUGCCAGCUCUAGCACCAGAAUCCUCUACAGCUGUCUGGGGUGAGGAGCUGAGGUGCCUGGCUGGGUGGAUGGUGCCUGGAGGAGGGGGGGGCACGGCAGCAGGAGGAGAAUGGCAUCCACAGGCAUGCAGAUCUUCGCCUUUGUCCUGGCGCUGCUGGGCAUCAUGGGGGCCAUGGUGGCUACGCUGCUGCCCAAUUGGAAGGUGAGCGCCGAUGUGGGUUCCAACAUCAUCACGGCCAUCUCCCAGAUGCAAGGGCUGUGGAUGGACUGCACCUGGUACAGUACCGGCAUGUUCAGCUGCACCUUGAAGUACUCAGUGCUGUCGCUGCCCGCCUACCUGCAGACUGCCCGCACCACCAUGGUGCUGUCCUGUGUGAUGGCUGCCAUGGGCCUGUGCCUGGCCUCCCUGGGGCUCAAAUGUACCCGCUGGGGGGGCAGCAGGCGUUCCAAGAGGCACGCAGCCAUCGCCAGCGGGGGCUGCUUCAUCGCUGCUGGCUUCCUGUGCCUGGUGCCCGCUUCCUGGUUCACCAAAGAGGUCAUCACUAACUUCCUGGACCACAGCGUGCACGAGAGCAAUAAGUUUGAGCCCGGGGGGGCCGUGUACGUGGCCUUCCUGUCGGCAGGCUUCCUCUUUGUGGGGGGGUCCAUCUUUUGCGUGUCGUGCUCGGGGAAGAGGCCCGGCCACCAGGACAUGAUAUUGCUGCCGCCCCCUGAUAAACUCUUACUGCAGCACCAACAGCAGCUCCUACAGCAACAGGACCAGCUCCAGCACCAGUACUGCUCCCUCUCCCCACUAGACAAUAAGACAGGCUACAGUCUGCAGGACUAUGUGUAGGCUAAAGCAACACGCCAUGCGCUACUGUUAGGCAGACCAGUUUGGGAAAACCGCUGCGUCUUACAUGUAGUAAACCAACCAAGCUCUUAAAGAUUAAGAGAUGGAGGAGGAGGAAAUGAGAGAGGAGGGGAAGGACUUUGGUGUUUUUUUCUCUCCCCUCUUUUCUUUCUUUACUUCCUGUUCUAUGAGCACAAGCAGUGGAUGUAUUCCCUGAGCAGCCCCUUGGAACAGACAGACGGAUGAUGAAUGUGAAAUGCAGCUCAGCCGGGGGACGAAGGAAGGCGCUGCAGAAUGGGAGGGGAGCCGCAGCUGAACAAAUGCAGAUACCCCAGCAAUCAUCAGUAAAUCAUAUUAGCUCCCGGGGGAAUGGGUUAGCUGAUAGCAAGCCUCCCGUACACUUCCUUUUCUUCACCAAAGGUUUGAAUUGAUAAGCAUUCAUUUAGUUUGGUAAGUCAGCAAUAUUGAUAUUAUUGUCUCAAAAGAGGCAAUAACAGUACGUGGAAUUCCCUUUUCAUUAGCAGGCCAUUGUAGUUUUCAACCAUCCACUAGAUAUGGUAGUUGUUGGGACUGAUUUAAUAAAUUGUCUUAUUUUUGGUAGCGAAUAGACUGAUUGAUAUUUUGCCUAAGCAUGCUGUCUGGAGCCUGUCUGUGUAUAAUGCAGAGGAAUGCCUGCCUGGUAGCGACUGAGACGUACGUAGUGUAACCAACACAAUGCCUGUUAGAGACUGAGACGUACGUAGUGUAACCAACACAAUGCCUGUGCUUAAAAAUAUGUAGUACAUUAUCCUUCCCGGGGAAAUUGUUCAAAGAGGACUGUCAGGAUGAGUAAAUAGGGUGCUGGGCUUGGAGAUGGAACAGAACUGCAGACAAACCGAACCCUGGAUCUCACCCUGCAAGUAGAGAGAGACAGAGAGGGAGAGAGAUUGAGAGAGACAGACAGAGAGAGAGAGAGAUAGAGCCUCCUCCCUCCAUUAGAGUGGACUGUCUGACAUGUUUCUUGUUGCAUUCCCAUUUAGCUCCAAAAACAAAAACAAGCUGCCAUCUUCAGAUAGGCUACACGCUACUGAUUGUAUGCAUUAGGCAUACAAAUUAACACACACACACCCACAGACAUACUGUUCACACCCACAUAUAGAGUACACAAUUAUACACAAAACACACACACACACAGAUACAAAAACCCACACAUACACACAGAUACAGAAACUCCCAUACACAUGCUCACAAACACACAGAAACAUAGACUGUACCCUUUGACACACUGGGCUGCAUGUGCUUUUCAUCCUGCUGUCCGCCUCCUCACUGCCAUGGAAACGGAAUCCUGUGCCCUAAUGUCUUUAUUGUCUGGGGUGUGUGUGUGUCAUUCAGUGCUUUGAGGUUGGUGAGGGGGGCAUCUCUCUCGCUCUCUCUCUGCAUGGCCCCAUAAGCCUUGUGCUUAUAUCCAUAUGUGACUUGUUUACCAAGGGCGUCAGCAGUGCAUAUGCUACCGUUUAAUACCUGCAGGAGACCCUGCAGCUGAAGUUCAAGGACAUUCUAUGUACCAUUCUGUUCUUUCCUUCCUGUCAACCUCUCUCUUUUACCAUUUCUCUCUACCUAUAUCCCCCUUUUCCUCACGUCACGUGGACUUUCUCUUUGACUGACAGGGAACACUGUUGCAUGUUGAGAGCAUGCUGGCCAGCACACACACACACACACACACACACACACAACCCCAGCUGCCUACUCGUAUGUCAAUGGUGCUAUUGCACAUUAACACAGUCACAUUCUCAUGUGUGUCUAACACGGCUGAGAGGAGAGAGAGGUAUGUCGUCUCCGGCCUGAAAUGGCUGCUCUGAUGACAGGCCCUGGCAGUGGCCCUCUCACACAUUGUUUCCUACGGGGAGAGCAGAUGGCUAAGCCCAGCUCGCCACCUGCAGGCGGCUGCCUGCACAACGGGGGCAUCACCACGGGCAUCACUGUAGGCCCUGGCAGCCCGGAAGGGGCAGGUUUCACACCCCAAGCACCAUGCCAGGGGUAGAGCAGAGGGGACCGGACGGGCAUCCGUACAAUAACACACUUUCCCAAACCCAGCCACCCCUUACGAAUGCAAUAAACGAAGACAAGAAUGUGAAUGUGCCCUCGUGAACAAACUGAACACAUACAACACAUACACUACCAGUCAAAAGUUUGGACACAACUACUCAUUCAAGGUUUUUCUUUA